This is a messenger RNA of Hansenula ciferrii, 2325 nucleotides long. RefSeq names its product Rcy1p (gene RCY1). Bases 1 to 2325 code for a protein of 774 amino acids. The transcript has a single exon. Gene Ontology annotation, cellular component: exocyst; cytoplasm. The record is from RefSeq and is a predicted model, not a curated record. Lineage: Eukaryota; Fungi; Ascomycota; Saccharomycetes; Phaffomycetales; Wickerhamomycetaceae. Gene Ontology annotation, biological process: exocytosis; Golgi to plasma membrane transport.
AUGGCUGAGCUGUUUAGAACAAGAGGAGUGGUGGAGAGGAUAGCCAUACACUUAUCCAUCCCAGAUUAUCUCAGUUUAGCUUCGGUUUCAAAUUUCACGGCAAAGACACUUGGUGAAUCAAUUGACGAUGGUUAUUUUAAAGAUAGAUUGAAAAGAGUAUUGAUAUUGAUCAAUCCAAAACAUAGUGAUGAUGACUUGCUGGCAGAUCAUCAUCCUACUAAUGUAUUUGACUCUAUCAAAACUUCAAAUCACCCAAAAAAAACUGUACUGUUGAUCUAUAGACAAUUGAAAACUUUCAUAUUAAAGAUAAGAAAUCUUGAAGAAUUAGAUAUUGAUGAUUAUGAAUUAUCUGAAUUGUUUGGUUAUGGAUAUCAAACAAUUGAUCAGGCUAAAAUUUUACAAAAUAUUGCCAAAUUUAUUGAAAUGGAUAAUAAUGAUGAAUUGUUUUAUAAUAAUCAACGGGAUAAAAUAAGGAAAUUGAUUAAAAAUUUUACAAAAUUAAGAUUUGAAGAAAUGCAAGAACAAUUUAUAUUGGAAAAUUAUGAUAAUGCUUAUGAAUUAGUUAAUGUCUUAACCACACUAGGUGAAAUGGAUUUAAUUGUUGAAUUUUUCCAACAAGAAUAUAAAUUCCCAAUAGAUUUUUUCCCACAAACAAUAUUAGAUUUACAACAAAAUUUAAUUCAAGAUUCAUUAAAUGAUGUUAUAAAUGAUCUUGUUCAAUUUUUCAACGAUAAAAUUAAGAUAAUUGAUCAAGCUUUUGGUGAAAAUUUACCAAUAAUGUUGAUAUAUUCAGAAAAUAUCAUAAAUAAAGAUGUUAUAAAUGGAUUUUUCAAAAAAGAAUGUGAACAAAACAUUGAAGUUAUUCCACAAAUUUAUCUAUCAUUAUUAAAUUCAUUCAUACCAAAUUUAAUUGAUUCUCGUAAUGCAGGUGGGAAUUUCAAAUCAAUUUUGAUAAAUUUUAUAAAUCUUUAUUUUGAACCACUUGUGGUGAAAUUUCUUAAUGAAGAAAUUAAAUCAUUUGAAGAUGAAUCAAUAAAUGAUAUUCAAUUUUUCGAAAAUGAAUUAAAACAACAAGAUAAAUUAGAUGAGGAUCAUAUAUAUAAAAAUAUAAUGACUGAAUUUAAUACAGAAGAUGCACAAAAUAAAAAAUUUGAAUUAUUAUCAAGUUUUACCAAAAUUUUCUCCAAAGCAAAUAAAGAUUCAAAUGAAAUUAAAUUUAAAUUAAAUUUUGAAAUUAUAAAUAAGAAUUUGAAAAACUUGAAAAAUUUUAUAAAUUUUGAACUUUGUUAUAAAAUUAUUGAAAAAGCUAAAUCAAAGAUUGAAAUUUUUCAAAUUUUUAAUAAUUCAAAACAUUCAAUUGUGGAUCAAUCAAAAAUAAAUAAUUUAAUUGAAGAUUUAUUUAUUAAAUUAGUUUCACUAAUAUCAAAAUAUCAUAUAAAACCAGGUUUUACCAAAGCUAUGGAUUUUUUAAAUAGAUAUGAUCCUACAGAAUUCAAAUCAUUAGAAAGUAUAGAAACUUCAACAACAGUAGAACCAUUAAUAAAAUUUACAGAAUUAAUAAAUAUAGGAGAUUUAAUUCAACAAAUGAUUGAUAUUUUUUAUAAUAAUGAAUUAGUUCAAAAAAAAAUUUUAUCAAAAGAUGAAUUUUUAAAUAAUUCAAAUCAAACAAAAAAACAAUUUGAAGUUCAAUUAGAUAAUUUCGUGGCAAAUGGUUUAAAUAUUGGUAUUGAUAAAUUAAUGGCAGAAAUUGAAUUUUUAUAUAAUACAAUACAAUUACCAAAUGAUUUUAAUCCUAAACCAUCAACUAGUUCAAGUUCAACAACAACUCAUGAUAAUGAACCAAUAAUUUCAGUGGGACCAACAAAAUGUGCACAAAAAGUUGUUAAUUUAUUAUCAAAUCAUAUAAAUUUAUUAAAUGGUUCUACAGAAAUGGGUAUAAUUGAUGUUUUCCAACAAGAAAUUGGUGAAAGAUUUUUCCAAAUUAUAGUUAAAAAUAUUAAAAAACGAAUAAUUUCCACAUCAGGUUCAAUAAUUUUAAUAAGUGAUUUAAAUUUAUAUUAUGAUUUUAUUAUAAAUACAUUAAAACAAAAAAAUAUAACACCAUUAUUUAUUGGUCUAAAGGAAAUUGGUCAAUUAUAUUUAGUUAGUACUCAAGAUUCAAAAGAAUUAGGUAAAUUAAUUGGUGAUUUAAGUAAAUUUAAUGGAAUUUUUAGACAAGAGGAAAUUUAUGAUUUUGUUCAAAAAAGAGCUGAUUGGUUUAAAGUUAAAAAAGAUGUUGAAAAAGCAAUGUAUGGAUUAGGUAUAACUGAUUGUGUUAUUGUUUAA